AUGAAACAGAAAAUAAUAGCUACUCACUAUAAGUUCACGUCCACACCUGGGUUUGUGUACCAAUACAUGGACCUAAAUAUAAGUAGUUCACUCAAACCAACAGUACGUCCGGCUGAGAAACCCCCACCGCGGAGAAUCCCUCACUGGGGAGAGCCCCCACCGCGGAGAAUCCCUCACUGGGGAGAGACUCCACCGCAGAGAAUUCCUCACUGGGGAGAGCCCCCACCGCGGAGAAUCCCUCACUGGGGAGAGCCCCCACCACGGAGAAUCCCUCACUGGGGAGAGCCCCCACCGCGGAGAAUCCCUCACUGGGGAGAGCCCCCACCGCUGAGAAUCCCUCACUGGGGAGAGCCCCCACCGCGGAGAAUCCCUCACUGGGGAGACCCCCCACCGCGGAGAAUCCCUCACUGGGGAGAUCCCCACCGCGGAGAAUCCCUCACUGGGGAGAUCCCCACCGCAGAGAACCCUUCACCGCCAGACAAAACGAUGAACAUUAAACACUUGUACAUACAAGCAUGA
This is a messenger RNA of Ostrea edulis (European flat oyster), 519 nucleotides long. RefSeq lists its product as uncharacterized. Bases 1 to 519 code for a protein of 172 amino acids. The record is from RefSeq and is a predicted model, not a curated record. The transcript is spliced from 2 exons. NCBI's taxonomy places the organism in Eukaryota, Metazoa, Mollusca, Bivalvia, Ostreida, Ostreidae.